UGUCUCCUUCGAGGUAAGGGACCUGGAAACCAAGAAGUGACUGGUCAUCCAAUCCAUAAAGCUAUGUUAACAGAUUGGAGCUGUUUGCAGACAAGGUUCCAAAGACAGCAGAAAACUUCCAUGCUCUGAGCACUGGGGAGAAAGGCUUUGGUUAUAAAGGCUCCUGCUUUCACAGAAUAAUUCCGGGAUUUAUGUGCCAGGGUGGUGACUUCACAUGCCAUAAUGGCACUGGUGGCAAGUCCAUCUAUGGGGAGAAAUUUGAUGAUGAGAAUUUCCUCCUGAAGCAUACGGGUCCUGGCAUCUUGUCCAUGGCAAAUGCUGGCCCCAACACAAACGGUUCCCAUUUUUUCAUCUGCACUGCCAAGACUGAGUGGUUGGAUGGCAAGCAUGUGGUCUUUGGCAAGGUGGAAGAGGGCAUGAAUAUUGUGGAAGCUAAGGAGCACUUUGGGUCCAGGAAUGGCAAGACCAGCAAGAAGAUCACCACUGCUGACUGUGGACAAAUCUAACAAUAAAUUUGACUUGUGUUUUAUCUUAAAAAA
This is a messenger RNA of Physeter macrocephalus (sperm whale), 539 nucleotides long. Its product is annotated as peptidyl-prolyl cis-trans isomerase A-like. Gene Ontology annotation, molecular function: peptidyl-prolyl cis-trans isomerase activity. Gene Ontology annotation, biological process: protein peptidyl-prolyl isomerization. The transcript has a single exon. The coding region runs from base 192 to 506 and encodes 104 amino acids. Lineage: Eukaryota; Metazoa; Chordata; Mammalia; Artiodactyla; Physeteridae. Gene Ontology annotation, cellular component: intracellular membrane-bounded organelle. The record is from RefSeq and is a predicted model, not a curated record.